Molecule: messenger RNA, 2083 nt
Organism: Cygnus atratus (black swan)
Lineage: Eukaryota; Metazoa; Chordata; Aves; Anseriformes; Anatidae
Gene: SKAP2
Product: src kinase associated phosphoprotein 2
Exons: 15
Coding region: 393-1298 (301 amino acids)
Cellular component (GO): cytoplasm; plasma membrane
Molecular function (GO): protein binding
Source: RefSeq, a predicted model, not a curated record
AAGAGGUUAAGGCAAGUUACCCUCAAGAAUUCCAGGAUAAAGUAUUUGUCAAUAAAAUGAGAGGGCUUUAAAGUUAUACCACUGUCUUCUGCAAAUAAUGAAUUCUGUGGGGUGUGACCUGUCGUCGUUCCAGAGGCAUCUAGAAGAAUGUUUUGAAGGCUGAAAGAAGUGGACUACGUUUUCAAAAUUCUUAUUUCCUAAAUAACGUAAAGCAACUUGACUCUGGUCUCUCAAAUAGCAGCUUGUCCUUGGCACCUGAAGAGAGGAGUCAUGGCUUGUGCUGCUCAACACUGACUCCUCUGACUGUUUAAGGAGUAACACUGAUAGUUUCAAAUGCAAUUCUAUCUAGUCUUCCGUAGGAGGUGGAGUAUAAACUGCAGUGCAGCACCUCGAUGGAGGAGAAUGUGAAGUGGAGAAAAGGAAGAGAUUACUCUGAGUGGGAAUGCAGGAGACCCCACAGAAUCAAAUUGGAAGAUGAGGAAGAGUCUGAGGGCUCUUUUUCUUCACCUCCUGAUAGUGUCUCAAUAGCAUCUGACCGAUACGAUAAAGACGAUGAAGGACACUCUGAUGGGAAUCUGUUUCCUCCUAUUGCAUGUCAAGAUCUUCAGUUUGUUCUGAAGGCUGGAUAUUUGGAAAAACGCAGAAAAGACCACAGUUUUCUUGGCUUUGAAUGGCAGAAGCGGUGGUGUGUCAUCAGUAAGACGGUCUUCUACUAUUAUGGAAGUGACAAAGACAAACAACAGAAAGGUGAAUUUGCCUUAGAGGGCUACACCAUCAGAAUGAAUAAUAACCUUCGGAAGGAUGCAAAGAAAGAUUGCUGUUUUGAAAUCUCUGCUCCUGAUAAGCGCAUUUAUCAGUUUGCAGCUGCCACUCCCAAAGAAGCAGAGGAAUGGGUACAGCAAGUGAAAUUUGUAAUACAAGAUAUGGAAUCUAAUACUAUUCCGGAGGAGGAAGAGGAAUAUGAUGAUGUUGGACAAGCGAGCAGUGAACCAAUAGAUGAUAGCAUUUAUGAAGAACUUCCAGAAGAAAGUGCUCCUCCAAAGGCUGAAGUGCCAAGAAAAUGGAGCCAGGAGAAAGUUACCACUGUUUCAGAUGGCAAAAAUACCGAUUAUGCCAAUUUCUACCAAGGUUUGUGGGACUGCACCGGAGAUGUACCUGACGAGUUGUCAUUUAAACGUGGUGAUGUUAUCUACAUUCUCAGCAAGGAGUACAAUAGAUUUGGCUGGUGGGUAGGAGAAAUGAAGGGAACCAUUGGCUUGGUGCCUAAAGCCUACAUAAUGGAGAUGUAUGAUAUUUGAGAGGCCUGGGAGAAAUCUGCACUUGAAAUCAAGAGUGGUGUGCAGCUGCAGUUUACAGACCCGACCUCUGGAAGAAGAUUCUGCCGUACACAUUUUGUGGUUUCAGUGAACGUAGUCAGAUCAUUGCCUUGUAUAUAUUAAACAUUAAAAACUGUGAUUGAUCAUAAUUCCACAGAAAUGUUCUUCUUAGUCACUUUUUAUAGAAUUGUAACGCUAGGAAAUUAAAUAGAUGGUAAUUAACAUAUGGGGCACAAGCAGUCAAACAGUGCCUGUUGCUCUUUUCUUAAGCAUAUUAGCAGCACUCUGUAUUGCUAUACGUUUGUGUUCUUUCAGGGAAUUUGGCUGUGUUUACCUGUUACUCAGAUUUAAAAAAAUUAAGCUGGACUUCAAAAGUAGAAAAUUAUUGCACAGUUAAUACAUGCAUUAAUUGUUUAAUGCAGUAGUUCACUGUACAUUUUUCUGCAGUUUUUAUGAAAAUCAAAGGAAAUUUGUGUGCUAUUUUAAGUCUUCAAAGUAUUCCGCUUCCAAAUGUGUUUUUUGUUUGGUUGUUUUUUGGUUUUGUUUUCUUUUUAGUUUCAGUCAAUGAUUUAUUUUUCUUCUAUAUUUAGCUUUGUUAAUGUUAAUGACUGUUACGGUACUACGAAAUGAAGGCUUGGCUCUUUUGCUGAUGUAAAUCUGUCUACGUGGGGUAAUACUGUGCUGAUAGCAUUGUGACUUGGAGGUAUGAAUUAUGUGAAAAUUUGGCAAAGAUAAUAUAUUAAAGACAACAGUUUUUGGUAAGCCAA